Myotis brandtii (Brandt's bat) is the source of this 564-nucleotide messenger RNA. It is a transcript of the gene S100A10, whose product is annotated as S100 calcium binding protein A10. The record is from RefSeq and is a predicted model, not a curated record. The coding region runs from base 33 to 326 and encodes 97 amino acids. The transcript has 3 exons. Lineage: Eukaryota; Metazoa; Chordata; Mammalia; Chiroptera; Vespertilionidae. Gene Ontology annotation, cellular component: cytoplasm.
CUUAAUCACCUCUUCUAAACGACCUCACCAAAAUGCCGUCUCAAAUGGAACACGCCAUGGAAACCAUGAUGUUCACGUUUCAUAAGUUUGCUGGGGAUAAAGGCUACUUAACAAAGGAGGACCUAAGAGUACUCAUGGAAAAGGAGUUCCCUGGAUUUUUGGAAAAUCAGAAAGACCCUCUGGCUGUAGACAAAAUAAUGAAGGACCUGGACCAGUGCCGAGACGGCAGAGUUGGCUUCCAGAGCUUCUUUUCGCUAAUUGCUGGGCUCACCAUCGCAUGCAAUGACUAUUUCGUAGUACACAUGAAGCAGAAGGGAAGGAAGUGAGCAGUUACUUUGCCCUGAUAAGAGUUCUCCCAAUGGGUCCCUUAAGGAAUAUGUGCCCCACAGCUUCCCCCUGUCUACGAAUUUCAUGAGCAGAUUGGGACCCUUAAAAAAAUGUACAAAUAAAAUCCCACCCCAUUGACCAAGAGAAAGAAAAGCCAAUAAAGCCAGAUAAGCUUUUGAUUUUUAUAUUGCUUGUAUCCUAUUGCCCCCCAAUAAACAAGUUUUUUUUAGUUCCUAA